This is a messenger RNA of Labeo rohita (rohu), 1769 nucleotides long. RefSeq names its product craniofacial development protein 1 (gene cfdp1). NCBI's taxonomy places the organism in Eukaryota, Metazoa, Chordata, Actinopteri, Cypriniformes, Cyprinidae. The record is from RefSeq and is a predicted model, not a curated record.
GAAUGGAGACGAAGACGAAGCUUUUAUAGAUCAGAUGAUGCUAGCAAAGCUAACAUGCUGGGUUUCUAGUAAAGCAAACUGCACGUUUGCUCCAAGCUAGCUGGUUAGCAACAGUGUUUCAUAUAGUUGUUAUCGAACUCUUUAUCUGAUUUAGCAGCAAACACAGCGAAUCACAUAGAGAAAUAAAGAUGAAUUAUUCGGAUUACGACUCGGACGGUUAUUCCUCAAAUGAGGAUGAAGACUAUGUCCCUUCUGAUGAUAAUCUGAGCGAGGAUGAUAUGAAUGAAUGUGUUAAGGAGGACGCACUGGAAGGGGAAGAUGAUGACGCGCAACGGUCAGAGCACGUGAAAACGAAAAAGAAGAAAGCUAAAGCAAACAUUCCUAUGAGGAAAAGGAAAAAAGGAGGCCUUAAACUGGAAGGAGAUGGUGAGGGUGGAUCAGCAGACCAACAGAAAGGUGAAGAUGAGCCAAAAGAAGAUCAUUUUGUAACUAACGUGUCAAAAGAAAACAACGAAGAGAAGCAGAAGAAGAAAGCAGAUGAUCUUUGGGCUAGUUUUUUAAGUGAUGUUGGCCCUCGACCCCAAGCUGCAGCUCCAAGUACAGGUUCUCAGCAGUCUACAUCUACAUCUGGUACAGACAAGCCUAGUAAACCCUCUACAACGUCUCGGCAGCAGGAGGACAAACCAAAAGAAUCCUCCAAAAUCACAAUUACCAAGGUGUUUGAUUUUGCAGGAGAAGAAGUUCGGGUCACGAAAGAGGUAGACGCAGACUCGCGAGAGGCCAAAAGUUUUCUAAAGAAUGAGGAGAAGGCUUUGAAGCAGAAAGAAGAGGUCUCUGAGCCACAGGCAUCUGUACCGCUCUCCUCUGAAUCCAGUGCGAAGAGGCCAGCGGGCAUGGGGAGCAUCCUGAAUCGCAUCGGGGCCAAAAAGCAGAAGAUGAGCACUUUGGAGAAGUCUAAGAUGGACUGGGAUGCCUUUAAAACGGAGGAGGGCAUUACAGACGAGCUGGCAAUCCAUAAUCGAGGCAAAGAAGGGUAUGUGGAGCGAAAGAACUUUCUAGAGAGAGUGGACCAGCGACAGUUUGAGUUGGAGAAGACUGUGCGACUGAGCAACAUGAAACGGUGACAAGAGGAGAGCGCAGACACAUUCACUGAUCAAAACACAGACUGUCCUAUUUUCACACACACCCUGCAUACAGUUUUCAUUGUCAUACUGGCGUGUAGCCUUCAAAAAACAAAAAACGGUCUGAUUUCACAAUCAAAUGUACAGCUCCCGUAUUGUCUUAUUUUCCAAUAUUGCAUGUCCACUUCUAUCAGGGCUUUUUCAACCUGAAAGAAGAACAGCUCAAGAUGUUUUCUUCAAGCAGUUCCUCAUAAACCUCAUUUUAUAAUUCACUGAGGUAUGUCAGCCACACCUAACCAUUCAAUAACAGUGACAUUAAUGGGGAAAAAAAACCUCAUUAAGAUGCACAGAUAAGGGAUUUCAUCUUAGACUGACAUACUUAGCUUUUUUUGACAGUGAAGAUUUUUUGUAAAUGUAAACGUCCUAUAGUAUCGCUCUUUACACACAGCCUUCAGGUCUGUUCUUUUUUUGAUGGUGAAAUAUAAGAGCUCAGUUGUUUUUGUUUUUUCCAUGCAUACUUAAUACUGUCUUGAGAAUUUAUUUCACUAAGAGUGGUUGUAUGGUAAUUACCCCACCGUCGUUUUAAUCGUGUUUCACUGUUUGACAGAAAUAAAUCAUGUCAAUGGGUUUAAACGCUUUCUUUUUAAA